ACGGUAAAACAUGGCGCCGCGCAGCUAAGCUUGGUGAGGUAAUGAAGCCCCGAGACAAACACUGAGAGCUUUUCUUCUGUUUUUUCGUUCUCAAAGUUUCAACAUAUUUCCUCGGCGAGGCAGCAGUUCCCCGUGGAGCUAAGGCACAGUGAAGGGAGGACUUUCACACUACGAUGGCCACGCAGGGAGGCAUCGUGUUCCAGGAGAAGGUCAGCAGACUGCUCCGCGGCCAGAACGGAAAACCAGUGCUCAAACCGAACAGGGCUCUGGUUCUGAAAGACGCUGUAGCGAACCGAAAACCCAAGAAAGGGGAGGCCUCUUGUAUCACUGAAAUGUCAGUCCUGAUGGCCUGUUGGAAGCAGAACAACUUUGUGGACACUCUGUGCUCUAAUGAGAUUAACAGCUUUUAUAUGUGUGUGGAAAAGGCUCGGGCUGAUGCGAAGAAUAAAGCUGGACAGAGCAACAUCCAGGGAGGACGUCUGCCACCAAAACAAGCCACGGCGCUCCUGAAGAGAUAUCCCAACCUGUGCAAAGAGAUCUGACACACAAACAUUUUAAUGCUCUUCUUGUACAGAUUUGGAAUGGGCAGCAUUUGGACUAGGACGCUCUCGGAGAUGAAUUUGGAUUAUGUCAUGGUGUGUCGAGCUGCAGUUGCCAAAUAAAUAAUGAAAUAAAUAAACAUAAAACAAAUAAAUGAGUAGAAUAUUGAAAAGGGUGAUUGUUGCUUUUACCCUUUACUGUAAGGUUCUUUCAUACCUCUGACUGUUAGUUUGUAAUGUGCACUUGUGUUCUUGUCUUGUUUUAAAAUACAAAGGAACUGUUUCAUGUCCUGAAUUGAAACUGAUGUCUGUUUUUUCUUAAUCUAAUUUGGCAAAGUGGUUUGAUUCAGUGCAACGAUCGUAAGUGGAUGUGAUGGAAUUAUUCUUCUAGGGUUGCAUGGCUCUGGCCGGAAGGUUACUGCUAUCGCUGAACACUGGAAUGCUCCAUCAUUCCUGUGGAAGCUGAUAUUGGUGGUCAGCAAUGUCAAAAUUCAAUCAGCCAGAGAGACUUGCAUUAAGUACCAGUAAACAAUGUUAGUGUGUUUGAUGCAGAUAUCUGUGAUUGGAUUUGAACACUUAAAAAACAUUCUGUCUGUGGCUUAACCUGUACUUACAGUAUUUUAACAACAGUGUAAACCUAAUGAAUCUAAUCAUGUGAGUGUGACUACUGCUGCUUCAACCUUACAGGCUCUGUUAGCAGCGUUCUACCAUUUGUAGACAUGUUACUACCAGUUUACACAUUCCUCCUCCUCGGUUAUGUUGGUUGGGUGUGUGUAUCUCACUUCCAUAGACUCUUGCACUGCACCACAGUCUGAAAUUGAUAUUUUAUCAAACACUUUAGUGUGUGUUAAAAUGUAAUUUUUUGAAGAAUAUUUAUAUGAAGGUUGCACUUCAUGCACUCUUCAUAUCAGAGCAUUGCUUUGGAAUCACUUAGGUUUGUAACACUGGCUUUGUUUUAAAAGAUUUGAACUAGCAAUAUAUUGUAAAUCAUUACAAAAUAUUAUUGUGAAAAUAUUUGUAUAUUUCAGUAUCUGCUGAUCUAUUGGAAUUUUGCAACAAUCUCUAGGGCUGGACUUCAGCCAUGGAGGGUCCAGGUUUCCAGCUUAGCCAUGAUCCUUUCUCUCAGCUCAGCUGCUUUCACACUGAAACACCUUCAAUGCACCAGUUGUACGUGGGGCUUGGUGCCCAGUCUCAGGUGGAGGUUAUGAUUUCUCCCCCCGACAUCCUCACGUCCUACUGUGUAGUAUUUGUGUUGUACACUGAGAUACUAGAUGUUGGGUAUCAGAGAUUCCAUAGGUCCCACAUCCUCUUCAUGUAACACCUUUAAUUUUUUUGUAUUACCUUAUUUAUUAAGUUACUGUAGUUGAUGGCCUGUGGGCAUGUAGUAAGUCUAAACAAAUAUAUAUAAAUUCCUUACUUUAAUGUUAUCUUAUUUACUGGAUAAGUUAUUGUAAAUGAUUUGUCAUGACAAACACAAUCAGAACUAAAACUGAAUAAUAAAGCUUUACAGUUAUGCUAUAUUAAGCUUAAUUAAUCAGUACUGUAUUUCUAGGCAAUCUUCCUCUUAACUUUGGGGCUGGAGCCUUUCCCAGCUGUCCCUGUGCAGCAGGUGGUGUGCACCCUGCACAGGUCACCAGUCUGUCACAGUAAUAACACAGAGUCAUGCUUGUAUUCAAACCCACAACUAAUUUCGAAUCAUCAGUUACCCAACAAGGAGCGCUGGGAUGAAGGCAGAGUACCCAGACGGAAAUCCACUCAGACACAGGAAGAGCAUGCAGCUUCCACACUGAGGAGCUCCAGACAGAUCGCAAGAAUGUCCAAGGUUCAAAUCCACUAUUAGCCAGCAGUCCUAACCACUGCACAGCUGCAUGGCUCUUAUAGUACAUUAGAUUUAAAAUUCUAUCACUGCUUUUACUUCACUGACAACAGUAUUUUAAGCUAGAUUGAUUUUUUAAAUGUGGUUAAUACGAUGCUUUGUUUCUAUUGACAUUUAGCUAACGAUGUUGAAAGUGUGGAUUUGGUUUCAUGUUUUGUCUAAGGCACAGGAAGGAUUUGGGGCUGUUUGCACCAGCCACUGUGAGAACAUUUUUCUGCUGCAUCCCUGUUUAUCUGCACAUCAUUGUACAAACCAUUUCCCCACCCUGCUUAUCACUUCCUCCCAAAUAUCCACACUCAACAGGAACUUUCUUACAGUCCACAGUAAUUACUAUUUCAUACACACCUUAGGGCUUCUUACACAUUCAAUUACACCACAUAUAUUAUUUAU
Molecule: messenger RNA, 2805 nt
Organism: Pelmatolapia mariae (spotted tilapia)
Lineage: Eukaryota; Metazoa; Chordata; Actinopteri; Cichliformes; Cichlidae
Gene: chchd1
Product: coiled-coil-helix-coiled-coil-helix domain containing 1
Exons: 3
Coding region: 174-542 (122 amino acids)
Biological process (GO): mitochondrial translation
Cellular component (GO): nucleoplasm; mitochondrial ribosome; mitochondrion
Molecular function (GO): RNA binding
Source: RefSeq, a predicted model, not a curated record